AUGGCGACACUCUGUCAGUUCCAGUGCUUUCUUCCGCCGCUCCUUCCCCGUAAUCUCUUCUUCUUCACCAAGCAACAGCAAUUUCUGCUGCAAUGCGAUGGCCUCACCUGGAGUAUCCAUGACCACCGCCACAACCUCCACCACCUCUCUUCUCGCGAGCGUUCACUGGUUUGCGCUUGCUCCGUUGGAACGACCAGAAAGAAGGCAAAGAGCAAUGAUGAGCUUCGUAACGAGAUCCGGGAGUUCUUGUGUGCUGCUGGGCUCCCAGAAGACCACGUUCCCUCCACAAAGGAGCUUACGGAGAAUGGGAGAAGUGACCUUGCCAAUGUUGUAAGACGUAGAGGAUAUAAGCGGAUAAGAGAGCUUCUUGUUAAUUCGCCCUCACUAGAGGUUGAGGAGUCCUCAGAAGAUCUUGAUGUGGACAAUCCUAGUUCGACACCGAUGGAUUUGAUGGCUAAUGAAUCAUUCGAGGAGAAGGUGGCGAAGUUUAUUCAUACUGGAGAUUUAGGUGCUAUUGAAGAUGCAGUUUCCAGCCCCAGUAAUGCUUUUAGUGAAAAUGUACCCACAACAGUUACUCCUCAGCUCGCUGUUAAGCAAGCUUUCAGGAGUGAUGAUCCAUCUGCUAAAUCUCAAACCCUCUCUGAUCUUGAGAAAGACUUCGUUGUUGAGACCGACAGAAGGGAGCAACAGAUUGAGAUAAAGGAUAUUGAAUUAGUGACGUUUACUUUGUUUGAUCUGCAAAGGAAGGCUGAAACGGAGAUUACAAAGGCCCGAAACCUUCCGGCAGAGAAAGAUGCAGAAUUGUCUGCUGCUGAAGAAAGUUUGAAAGGCCUUGUACAGGUUACAAUCCAGUACCAUGGUGAUGGUCAAAGUGUGGAGGUUUUAGGUAGCUUCAAUGGUUGGCAUCACAAAAUUGUUAUGGAUCCCAAGCCAUCUUCAGAUGAAGACAUCACGGAGUCAAGCAAUGUUAAGACGGAUACUGAGCCAUCUUCAGAUGAAAAUAUUGCAGAGUCAAGCUACUCAUCGCCCAUCGUGCAGCAGUCUUUGGAGUUUGGAGUAUCCUUCUCCUCGGUUUUCUUUCUUUUUCCUCCUGUAUCCUAUCUCUCUGUAUCAAUGGCUUCUGUCAGUGCUGCUCUGGCCCAUUCUACCGCUCUGUCACUGAACCGUCCCUCUUCUUCAUUCCCCAAUAGCUCUACUUCUACAACUCUCUUCGUCAUCCCAUCCCUCUCAUUUCACAGCGCAGUGUCUUCCUCGGUUAAUGGCAGCCGACCCAUUUCCUGUUUGGCUGCGAAGAAGUGUUGCUCUGUUGAGCAAAAAGUGGUUGUAGAAGAGGAGGAGGAAGAAGAAGAGGGCGGAGGAGAGACAUUGCUCUACUCUGUAUCUCCCCUGCCUCUCCUCUUUUUAGCUGCAUUGCCAGGAGCUGGGGCAGUGAGGUCUGUGUUCGGACCUUUCGUGGAGAUUGUGCAGUCGUUGAAUCUCCCUGGCUGGCUUGUCCAUUGGGGUCACCCUGGCAAUAUGGCUGUGGUGCUGUUUGCAAUGGGCGGGUAUGGGACGUUCCUCGGCUUCCGGAUUCGAUACUCUGACGAUGUGGAGGAGAAGGCGAAAGCCAAAGACUUGCAUCCAAAGUUGCUAGCAGGGAUGUUCUUCUUUUUUGCACUUGGUGCCACCGGUGGAGUUACUUCUUUGCUCACUUCUGACAGACCCAUCUUGGAGAGUCCCCAUGCUGUGACAGGAAUCAUUGGGCUGGCUCUGUUGACACUGCAAACAGUUUUGCCUUCACUCUUUGAGGGAAAUCCAGGGUUGAGGAAUGUACAUGGGAUAUUGGGGAGUGGGAUAAUGACCCUUUUCCUCAUCCACGCUGCUCUUGGCCUCCAGCUUGGUCUCAGCUACUGA
Linum trigynum is the source of this 1893-nucleotide messenger RNA. The record is from the annotation of a GenBank genome assembly. Lineage: Eukaryota; Viridiplantae; Streptophyta; Magnoliopsida; Malpighiales; Linaceae.